Closterium sp. NIES-67 is the source of this 1140-nucleotide messenger RNA. NCBI's taxonomy places the organism in Eukaryota, Viridiplantae, Streptophyta, Zygnematophyceae, Desmidiales, Closteriaceae. The record is from the annotation of a GenBank genome assembly.
GAAGUGGAUAGAAGGAGAGAGUACAGGGGUAUAUAGCCUAGAGUGUUGUACCCUCUAAGGCACAAACCUAUAUUGUCUAUACUAACAUCCUUUGAUAUUCUUGUAAGCAUAAAUGCGCUCUUAGGGAAUGGCAGAUGGACGCCGACAGGCCGAGGCGAAACACGAAACUGCGGAGAGGGCAAAGAGAAGACGGGAAGAGAGAGAGAGAGAGAGAGAGAGAGAGAGAGAGAGAGAGAGAGAGAGAGAGAGAGAGAGAGAGAGAGAGAGAGAGAGAGAGAGAGAGAGAGAGAGGGGGGGGGGGGGGGCGGCGGAGAGAGGAAAAUAGCAGCGCUGUCACAGGGGAUAGACAGGCGGAUAGGGGGAGAGGGCAAGAAGCACGCUGCGAUGGAGGAGGAGGAACGGAGGGAGAGGGCGCAGGGACGGGAGGAGGGUCGCAACUGGAAUGGAGGCAUGGCUGAGGGGGGUACGGAGAGGAUGCCGGACGCUAUGGUUAGAUGGUCCGAUGUGGAGGAAUUGUGGGAUGGUGACGUCCAUCCAGAGUUGUGCCUGUGUGCUGACCACUGGGCAGGGGAUCACUCACGGUGUGGUGCACGGGCAGGUGCAACGCCAAAAUGCGUGUCGGAGAACUGGGGUCCUGAGUGCGCUAUAUACGAGCGGAACUCCGCUACACACUUGGCAGUGAGGGAUUGGUGUCGUAGGAACUUUAGUAUAGCCAAGGUGGCUUGCAUUGUGGAGGGCGCUACGAGUUCCAUGAAUGAGUCAUUUCAUUCGCUCAUCCUGAAGUACGCCCCAAAAAGAAACAGGUUUCAAGGAAGCUAUGACGCGAGGGUGGCUCUAGCAGUAAUACAUUGGAACAAUUGCAUGGACCGGAUCGUGCGCGCUUUUGUCACGCGUGUGCGUCAUAUCACGAGAGUGCGGCGCGGACGGAGGGACCGGGUACUGGGUCCGAUGGACUGGUGUUGGGUCGACAACAUCCUACACGAGUGGCGGCGACCCUCGGAGGAACAGACUGAUGAUGAUCUUGCGUCGGCGGCCAUGACUGGUUCGCCUGCAACUCGGGCACAGACGGGGACAGCAACACCUCAGACAGCAGUCUCGCCUCCCGACAUUGCGUCUCCCGGAAUUUCAGUGGGCUCCAAC